AUGUCUACAUACAUUCUUAAUCCCGGGGAGUGGCUCGAACCAGGUCACAGUCUGAAGAGUAGAAACGGCGGAGUCGAGUUCAGUAUGCAAACCGAUGGCAGGAUUGUCCUGUAUCACUGGGGUCAGUGCGUGUUCCAGAACACAACCGAACAGCGCAACGACAUCAAGGGGUUGAAGAUGAAAAAAGAUGGAAAUCUUUGUCUGUAUACCAAUCAUGGCAAACUCGUCUGGCAGACUGAAACUGCUUAUCCCAUAGGGGACCACAGCGUCGCUUGCGUCGUGCAGGAUGAUGGUAACAUCGUUCUCUACAGGGGUGAAAAUGCCAUUUGGUCCUCUCGUACCCCAAUUGCUCUUGAUCAUAUUUGCUCUGGCAGUUGCAUUCGGAGUCAUGGGGAUCCCAGGGGCUUGGAGAAAUAG
This is a messenger RNA of Aspergillus bombycis, 417 nucleotides long. RefSeq lists its product as uncharacterized. The transcript has 2 exons. The record is from RefSeq and is a predicted model, not a curated record. The coding region runs from base 1 to 417 and encodes 138 amino acids. Lineage: Eukaryota; Fungi; Ascomycota; Eurotiomycetes; Eurotiales; Aspergillaceae.